UUGUGGUGACAGUUACACUGGGCCAAGACGUCACGAACCAGGAGCAGCUGGUAUAUAUGCCCAGGGAAUCAUUACUGGAUGUUACUCUGAUUCCGACACGAUUGACGUCACGGUACAUCUCACAAUGAAUCACAUGGGCUGGAUGGAAUGGAGGCUCUGUCCUCACAAUGAGGUCACUACUACCGUGACGCAAGCAUGUUUAGACCGGAACCUAUUACAGAUUGUUGGUGAUGGAGACAGUAAUUGGUAUAAAGAUGGCGAAACACGCCUGAUGAUAAGUUCUGUUGGAAGUAAAUCUAACGAUUAUUUUAAAGUAUCUUUAGCAAUACCCGAUGGUGUAAAAUGUGAUGGUUGUGUUCUUCAGUGGAUUUAUAAAUCAGGUAAUAACUGGGGCUGUAAAACUGUUGAUGGGUCGAAGAUCUGUGACGUGGGGCUUGGUCCUGAACAGGAGGAAUUCAGAAAUUGUGCCGAUAUCGCCAUACUGGAUGAUUGCCCCGACAAUGUCCUUGACCUCCCCAUGAAUAACCCUGGAAGUCAUCACAUGUCUGACGGAGUUAGUCCAACACAAUCUAACGAAGGGCACAGAAUCCUGCAUUUGUCGGAAGUACCGGAAGUGAUGCACCAGCAUGAAACGAGUUUCAGUCAUCUUCAUCAAGGAAUGCACGAACAUGAUCACGAAGCACCCGAAGAAGAGGUUGCCGAUGAAAAACAAAAUCUGCUUCAUGCUCUUUCUCAACAAAUCAAUUCGUUUAUGCACCUUGCUGCUCAUCACCCCCUGCCCUUAUCCCAAGAAGAUGAUUUAGAUAGUGACGCAGAUGAAGGCGAUACAUCAAAUGAUGCUCAGGAUAUUCCGCAGGUUAGUGGGAGUACGGACAAUACCCCCGUUGAUUUAGUUCAAACAUUAAUUGAUUGGUCGCAAGUAGGCCCGAUGGCUUUAUCCCCAAUUGGAGAAUUAACGCAACACAGUUCCGAUCCUACAGAUUCACAACACAUCGAUGUUGAUGAACAGGAAGUCCCAACUAUUAAUGAUUUCACAGAAGACACCGUGGAUAGUCAACAGCCCCUAGUACCCCCCCAGGAAACACAAGAAGACACACCACUUCUUCACCAUACUCAUCAGCAUUCACUACAUGUGGCAGAUCCACCCGGAGUUGAAAUCAUAGAGGUACCUCUUUCAUCUCAGAAUCAGGAAGCUUCCGUGGGAUCAAAACCAGUUUCUAUUCUUAUUGCUAAACAGCCUAGACGACAGGCAGCACGGGCACCAUCGGGAUAUUGCUCCUUACAUCUAGAUCUUGGAUCGAACGCAAAGUUGGAGACAUUUUGUUUUAACAGAAAUUGUCAAGUAGAUUUUGCAAGCAGAAAAUGUCAUUGUUUCUAA
Patella vulgata (common limpet) is the source of this 1378-nucleotide messenger RNA. RefSeq lists its product as uncharacterized. The record is from RefSeq and is a predicted model, not a curated record. Bases 125 to 1378 code for a protein of 417 amino acids. The transcript has 2 exons. NCBI's taxonomy places the organism in Eukaryota, Metazoa, Mollusca, Gastropoda, Patellidae.